Molecule: messenger RNA, 13089 nt
Organism: Strigops habroptila (Kakapo)
Lineage: Eukaryota; Metazoa; Chordata; Aves; Psittaciformes; Psittacidae
Gene: CNIH3
Product: cornichon family AMPA receptor auxiliary protein 3
Exons: 10
Coding region: 2521-2928 (135 amino acids)
Biological process (GO): vesicle-mediated transport; regulation of AMPA receptor activity
Cellular component (GO): dendrite; synapse
Source: RefSeq, a predicted model, not a curated record
CCGCGCUCGGCCGGCCGUCGGGGCAGGGGUCUGCCGGCUCCCAUAGGGGGCUGCAGGCGUCCUGCCUGAGGGGGGGUCCCUCAGUCCUGGGGCGUGAGGUGGAUGGCGGAGAUGUGUGAAGGCGUGUGGUGGGCGCACACGAGGUGUGGUGAGUGCCCACCGCCCGGAUGCGGCUCGGUGGGACUGGACGUCCCCACAGCACGGCGGAGGUGACCGGGCGGAGCAGGGUUACGGUAAUUUCCUGAAGCAAUCUGGGUUUUGUUCUUCUAAGAAAAGGAGAAACGCUCAGUGAAGUUGCAUCCUGUCAUUGCCCGGGUUGGUUACUGGAAGGGUUUGGACCCGUCGCUGGUGUUGUCUUCUGUAGUCACUGUGUGCAUUGGCAUGGAAGCAGGGGGAGAACGGUGAUUUUCAUCUUCCAGGAACAUUGAGGGUUGGGGUAUGCUUGCCACGACAUGAUGUCAGAAAACAUUGGGUGUUUCGGGCAUCCCAGUCUCUGUCCCAAGGUGUCUCCCUUCUCUUUACUCCUGUGCAAUGGAGGACAAACUCAAACUUUCAGCCAGGUCUCUGGUCAAAAGUCAUGAGAUGAGUGAAAUCUUGGUCUUUAAAAAUAGGGUGGUUGUGUGUUACUUGGUUUAGAGCCUAGAAUUUUCAUGUUUGAUAUUCUCAAGCUUUUAUCCAGAACCCAAAGGGAAAUAACAAAACUUUAUUUUUUUUCUUAGUGAAAGCUGAGAUUAACAUCUAAUCAUCCUCCCCUUGAGAAGCUGAGGUUUUAGGAGCACUAAGUGUUGACCGAUUUACAUUAAACUGUUCAGUUUGGACAGACAACAGUGCUUUUGUUCAAGUGGAACUUUGAAGAAGUUUGACUGUGGGAAAUCACGGGCCCAAGACCAGUGGAGAAGUCUGUGAAGAAACAAAAAUCUAUGAAAGGAAUGAAACCAGAGAAAGAUGAGACCACAUGGAGGCCUGCCCGGUGGAAGUAGAUACUGUACUUCGGCCCUGUGUAGAGGCCACAGAAGGUAUUUGACUGUUAACAGCUGAAGCACUUUUACACCAAAGGGAGAGUUGGAAAGAGCUUUGUUGCUGAGCGCUGCCCAGGUGUGGCUGUAGGGUUAAAUUCAACCCUGGUCUUCCAGAGAGAGGAGUAUGUUGAUUUUGUGUUCCUUAGCUCACCAGCCAUUGCUGGAGAGCACAAUGUGCUUUAGCCUUCGCCACUGCCAUAUGUCCUCUUACCUCCAUCGCUUUGUCUUUUCAGCAUUCUUGAGUUGUUCUUCCUCAGUCCUCCCCCUCCCCAGGUGGCCAUCACUGAAUCUGUGAUUCAAAGAUUUGCGUAGAGAUGAGAGGAACAGUACAGAGAGUGGCACAGACCCUGUGGAGGCACCUGAAAGUGAACUCUAAAGAGCAAGACCGGGUUUUGUUGAAGGGGGAAUUACAGAGAAGAUGGCACAAGGCUUCUGAGUUGUGCAGCAACAGGACAAGAGACAAAAGGGAGAAGUUGCACCCAGAGAAGUUCCAACUGUGAAUAAAAGAAGACACAGAUACGGGCUAGCUGGCAGAAAUGUGUUCCAACACUUGAAUUGUAAGAACAAGAGUAUGCUAAGAGAAGAAAGAAGUCUGACAUAAAACCUUUCCAGAACAGUCAUCAACUCAUAGUUCCAAUGUCAGUCCUAAGAGCCUUUGAACACCAGGAGAAUAUGAAAGGAUGAAGCAUCCUCUGGCGCACAUCUGUUUGAGACUUUUUACUUGGUCUGAAAUUCAUCUCCAUGCUUCAGCUUUCUGAGUAUUUUCUGAUGCUGCAACCCAGGUUACACAUGUAUGCAGCAGGGUGAGAGCAUCAGUCACUUCUGGGAAUGGCUUGGGAAUACACUACCUGGAGGAAGCACGAGCAUUUGUUGAAAUUCUGAAGACAGAAGAACAAAAGAUGAGGUGCUAAAUCUGAGGCUGAGGCUGCUAAAACGAGCUGCUGAGCACUGGAGAGCUGCAGAACCUCUGAGCCUUUUAUUUCCAGUAACAGAAAAGAAACCCAGGUUUGUCUCAAGACGUGGAUGUCAUUUUAUUUUGGGAAGUGUUAAAAUAACAGUUUUGAAAGCAAAAGUUUCUAAAGGUGGUUAUUCUCUGUAUUUGUCUGGUUUUCCUAUUCCAGGUCCCUUCAGCUGAUAAUGCUACAUCCUCAGGUCCCACACCCUCCAUCCUGGCCUCUGUGACACACAUUAUUUCAAUUGAGCACAGCUGGGUGCUGGACUGUAAUUUCUCAUGCAGCUAGGACCACAUCCAUCAGUUUAUUGAUGGAUCAGAAGGUUAGAACCAGCACCUUAGAAGUGGAUGGGGAGCUAACAGACUGAUGUUUUUGCUGUGUUCACAGGGGCUUAAACUAGAGAGAAAAGGGUCAGGCACAUCCAUAUUAUUUUCACCUUUUGCCUCAGAUGCCACGGUUUGCAGUAGUUUCUCUCAGAAACGACAAAGGAGCAGCUCCCUGCUAUGAGGUCCUCAUGCCACAGAGAGCUGUAAUGAGUUUGUAUCAAGAUGGAGAUCAUCGCCUUUGAUGAACUUCGGACAGACUUCAAAAACCCAAUAGACCAGUGCAACCCAGUCCAUGCGAGAGAGCGGCUGAGAAAUAUUGAGCGUAUUUGCUUCCUCCUGCGAAAGCUGGUGUUGCCGGAGUACUCUAUCCAUAGUCUUUUCUGCAUAAUGUUCUUGUGCGCUCAAGAGUGGCUCACACUGGGGUUAAAUGUUCCUUUGCUUUUUUAUCACUUCUGGAGGUAUUUUCGUUGCCCAGCAGACAGUUCAGAGCUAGCAUAUGAUCCACCUGCAGUCAUGAAUGCAGAUACCUUGAGUUACUGUCAAAAAGAGGCCUGGUGUAAGCUAGCUUUCUAUCUCCUUUCCUUCUUCUACUAUCUGUACUGCAUGAUCUACACUUUGGUGAGCUCUUAACUACAAGAUCAUCAUUAAAGACUGAGAACAACAAAGGCUGGAGGUGCAAGGAUGAGUGAGCCAAGUGAUGCAUGAUUAAAAACGAAAAAAAAAAGGCAAAGAGAGGAAAACUUUGAACCCAAGAAGUACAUAGAAUACAUGAAAGAGAGACCCAGCAAGAAGCAGCAGAGUACCAUGGGAGAAUGGCUGAGUUAACUGUGUUUAUCUCCUGUGUUUCUCAAUGUGUUGCAGUAAAUGACUUUCAAAACACAAGCAAAACAAAAACUGCAAAAAGGUGGGCCAAGUUACACAGCUAUUCACCUCUCCAGGGAUAAUGCUGCUUGGUUUAGUGGCUUCAUUAUAAACUAUAGCCCCUACUGUCUUCCAGGGAACAAAGAUUUUUUUCUUAAUGACUGCUGUGGACUGAGGAAGCAGAGGGCAAGAUCAUCCUUCGCAGAAGGAACAGCUAUACAACACAUUCAGAAAAUGAGCACAGACUGGAGUGCAGAUAAGAUGUGUGACUGUUCUGCAGGGAUCUGCAGGGAUGUGCACAUGACUCUAAUCAAACAGGGAUGUCAGAUCUUGUGGAAUUGCUUCAGUGUUGGGGUUUUAUUUCCACCCAUAGCAACAAUAACAAAAGAAUUUGCAGUUGCAGUGUUCUGCUUUCUAAUGAUAUUCUACUCUUGUAGGUGAACAUCUGGUAUGUUCCUGUACUUCAUUUGUGAUGCACCAAUAACAUACAGUGAUACGUAUAAGUAUUUUGGGUUUCACCUAAUCAUGCCAAGCACUUAUCAGAAUAGUGUUCCUCUGACUGAAAAAAAACCCCAAGAAAAAGGUAAAAGCUGCAUAUAUUAAGGAGGAUUGUAACAUAGGUGUUAUGUUCAUCAAAAUGCUGGAUAACAAAAUACUUGUGGUCUGUAAUUCUGUUUUGCAGCUUUAUUUCUGCUGUCAAAUUUAAGCUGAAACAAAUAUACAAAAUGUUUUUGGUCUUGUAUGAGGUUCGUGUUGAAAGAUGUUCAGGGUUUUUAUAAUGUAAAUGUUUUAAAAUCUUAUGUAAUUGUCAUUUAAAUUCUUAUAUAUGGGCAGUAUAUCCUUAUAUAUAUGUAUAUACAAAUAUACAUGUACAGAAAUACUCAAAACCUAUUUAUAUUUUAGGUUAAUCUGUUUGAUUGACAGGUCAAAGGCAUCAAGUGUCCAGAACUGCUGCUAAACAUAUUUCAGCGCUGAACUUAAUGGACCAGGGCUGGGUCCCUCAGAGUCACUGAGGUAUUUCAAUGCAGCCACUGGUGCUCUGUGUAGUAGGCAAGCCUGUAAGAUCAAGACUAACACCAGUGCAUGCAGAGGCUGCUUGGAUCUUGCAUUGUGAAAUGAGCUAAUAAGGUAUGUUGCUACCAGAGAUGCUGCAGAGAAGAGCGCACAGAAGCCCAUCUGUACCACAGCUUGGUUUCAUCUGGUCUUGUUAGCACUAGCUCAUUGUUGACCCUGCCACAUUUGGUCUGGCUAUUGAGAGCCAAUAGAUUGUUCUUGUACCAGGCUCUGAGGGCUUUUUAGUCUGGGCACAGGGCUUCAGCAGGAGAGAUGCAGUCUCACAUUCAGCGCUGCCUCUGUGCUGACAUACCCUGUUUCAGAGCUUGGUGAAUGGAGUGUCUCAUGUCUGGCACGGUGCAAACUGAGCUGGAGUUGCUGGAAGUGCACAGUGCCAAGACUCCUUCUGGCUUGAUCUGGCUCUGUUAACGAAAUUAAAUCCUGCUAGCCUGCAAAGCACAGUUGCUGCAUGCAAACUGUUUGCUGCUGGACCAUGCCAACUCCCAAACCAUGCCUGGGCAUUGCUUGGAAGAAUGCUAGUUGUCCUGCACAAAAAUUAUACCAGGGCCAUUAUAACAAUAUUUAGAUGAUCAAGUUGUCCCAGGUGCUGACAUUCUUUAAUAUACAAGUACAGACAUAGCCAGUAGGUCUUACUUGAUGUAGUUUAACUUCUUCCAACAUAGCAUUCCUACUUCUGGGAGUACACAACAAGGCUGUCAAAUAAGGUUACUUGGGAAGCUAACUUGGGCUCUAAUGGUUCAUUAGUUUGGAUUUUGCAUACAAGGGAAGUGGCUAAACUGCUCUUGAAAUCACACUGACCCUGCAAGCAAUAUAGAUGUACUCACUUGGAGUGUGCUUGGGCUAAGAAACUUCCCUGGGUCAUUACAGAGCUAACUGAUAAAGCUCUGUUGCCAUGGUAUAGUUAAUGCACAACCCAUAAAAAGCUGAUGAUUGUCCGUAACUGAAUUCCUUCUCUCCAUCCUCACUAAGGCAUCUACAGAAGUAUAGGAACUAGAUUCACAAGAACAAAUCACAUUGAAUAACUUCUAGAUAUUGUGCUACCUCAUAAAACUCUCAACUCUGAGCAGGUGACUGAUCUUUCCAUGCAUAUCCCAGGAUGCAUAGGAGGUAGAAAGUAAUUCAGGUUUCACAUUUCCAGAUUAUCUGCUUUAAGGUCAGUUUCAUCAAAAGGCCUGGAUUUUUUUUGUGAGGUUGAAUGGAUGAAAGUAUGAUUAUGUCUUGCCUGAAAACCAAUAAUCCGUAUUCAAAAAAAUAAUUCCAAUGCUCCCAGUAGCAUUUUGUUUUUCUUUAAGAAGAAUCUCAAUUUAAACUCAAUGGAAAAACUGUUUAAUGUGAGGAUACUUUUCUCCUUCAUUGAAUUGAGUGAAGCUUCUCCUGAGAAGAAAUACUUUAUGAAAGUGGCCAAGCAGGAAGUUUAAUGUAAGAAAGACAGGUACCUCCAACCGAGAACUUGAGUAAUGAGACCCUCUAAGGUAUCUGGCAGUAUUAAGAAGCUGCUAGUGCUGUGGACCUCACAGACAGCAGAGUAAGAUACAGCCUUCAGUGCGUUCCUUGCUCUGUGGUGUUACCCAGGUGGGCUUGCUGGGUUAUUCCCAACAGGGCACUGCCACUUGGCUGCAUUGCAGGCCAGCACUAAACCAUUAUGCAGUGGUGCUGCUGUAGUGGUAGGUAGGCUUCAAUUCCACAUUCAUACUGACAUUCAAAUUAGUAAUUUUCGUACUAUGACAGAAUGGUCUCCUUGGAUUUGUCAAAGGAUACAAAAAAAAACCCCAAUUUUUUUUUCUUCUAAAGUCAAAUAGCUCUGUUGUUAUAUAUCAGGAAGCGUAUGAUUACUGUAAGAAGUGCAGAAACUUAUCCUGGAUUCUGUGUUGUGGCUGUGUGGUCUGUCCUCUGAGCAGUUGUACUCAUGUGUAGUGGGUGUUCUCAAGACAUCAUUUGUCAUUUUCUGUUAGACAUGCCAGCUGUAUUGUAAGAGAAGAAGCAAAAAUAGAGGAAGGAAGAAUGAGGGAUACAAGAUUCCCUGACUAUGUAUCUGGCUAAACACAAGCUAAGCAAUCUUUGGCCAGAGCAAGGGAAGUAAAGAACUGCAUAGCUGUUGAUGAAGAACAUUAAAAAUGCUGAGAUUUUUGGGUUACAAGCCAGUCUCUUCCCCAUGUCACACUUUUAAGGGAGAAAUAAUCUGUGAUAUCCCUUUGUCUCCAGUUCCUCCUUUUUGGCUGCUGGAGGCUGAGGAUUUCCUCCCCAGGCCUGCUCUCUGCUUGUCCCUUUUCCUGGAAGGUUGAAUGUCAUUACUAGGAGCAGCAGUUUUCUUCUCUUACAUGCUCUGGUAAUGCAAGUAAAUCCCACAGAGUUGUAAGAAAACAUAACACCUCCCUUUGCUCCUUUGCUACCUAGCUUGUGAAAUCUUUUCAUAUAUACAUAUUUAUUUAUUUUUUAAGAACUGUUGAAUCUGCUUAAAGGAAAUAGGUAGGAGAUGGGGUUAAAAAUGUGAGAGGAUGAGAUCUGAACGAGGUGCUUGCCAAAAGCAUAGCUACACAGUGUGCUGGACUAUAGCUGCCCGUUCCUGGAAGGGAUGAAAAGGCAGCCCCAUUGGCAAGGUGUUGCUCUGUGGUUCUGCCCAUCCUAUUUAUAGUCAGGUAACGCAGCAAUGUUGAAUAAAAUUGUUGCUGCUAUGACUGUUUCAGUUUCAAAUACAGCAAAUCAAUGCUGAUAGCAGAAUGCUUCGCCUACAAAUAAUUAACUGCACUUAAGCUGUCAGAAAUGUUUUUCCAUCUGUUUCCUUGGGCCAUAAUCUUCCUUUUGCACUAAACCACUGAAAGGGGAAGAAAAAGUUCUUCAACCUACACCUUACAGAAACCGCACUGAGGGUGUCGUGAGCUGGCACUGCUAUUUGGGUCAUGAUUACUCAUACAUUUAUAUGGCUGUUAGCAAUCUAUUGCUUUUCCUCUCUCCAUUCUGUCUUCACACAGAUGUUUUUAAAAUGACUUUUCUUUACAGGGCAUGAUUGAAAAUCCUUGAAUUUACUGGAGAUUUUCUGUCAUUUCUAAUAGUCUUCACUUAAUGUCCAUUACGCUAGAGCUACGUGGGGAAUAGGUUCACACUGGAAAAUCCCUAGAGUUUUGCCAGUAGUGAUCCCAUCCUUUAGAUCUUGAUAGCACAUCCAUUUAACUGAAUCAUGUUAGCAGAAGAGGAAAAUGCAUUUCAGAGGGAUAACUGUAACAUUUCAGUGCUCAUGCCAGACUGUCACAGGAAGUUAUACUAACUUGGUAAAAAUCUGGCUUCAUGGGAGUUCCUGGCAAUCUUACCUCUUAUUUCAUAUGACCCUGCUUAGCAUUGUAGUUUCCACCAAGACGUCAAUGGAAAUUAAAAAUAGAAAAAAACUCCAAACCCAGUAAGUUUAGUUAAUCGAAAAUGUUAUUGGGUGUUAAUCAGAAAUGUUAUUGGGUGUUAGAUAAAGCUUGGGUUGCUACAGAUAAAUCAAUCAGGAGAUCAAAAGGUUGAAAUAAAGUAAGAUCUUUAUAUUUGGGAAGCAACAAAUAUUAGGCUGCCAUCCAUGCUGCACUGAACUUUGUGUCGAUGAUCUCAGUCCAUAUUCCUGCUCUGGUGAGUUUUUUGAUCAUUGCUCAUCAACACAUUGUUCUGAUUUGGUUUUGUUCCACACAGUAAUGCAGUUGUAGGUGGGAAGGAGGGAAGAUUCUGCUCUAAAAUACAACAUUCCCCUCUUUUUUUUUCUCCCAGACAACCUGUGAACAUGCUGUAACAAAAGUCUAAUGAUGCAUUUCAGUGAUACACCUCAACCUAAGAAUGAAGCUAUUUGCUGCAGAUAAUAUUCUACUGCAAUUUAAUAAACCACAGUUCUAGAACUGUUUUCUUUACACAAUUAAAGGCCAGUUAAAUUGCUGGCCAACUUCUCAUGUAAGAGAAAAUGUACUUCUAUGGCCCAGUUGACUUUCUGGGUAGUCAAACUCUGAAGUAAAGCUCUGAGGUUAGCAAAGCACAUUUUAGUACCUUUUUUUUUUUCCUAAUAAUGAGACCCCAUGUUUAGGUCAUGUAUUAUGGAAAUGAAGAGUUAAAAAGCCAAAAUCUCUUGUUUCAUCCAAAGCUUGAAUAGGUGUUGCAUCAUUUUUCCCUGUGAAGUAUCCUACAUACCACCAGUCUCCUGAAAGGUGUGAAGAAAUCUGACUGUCCCACUGUUCUGACAGUUACAGUCUUGUUAAGCAGAUUUUCAACUACUGAGCAGUAGCAUGAAAUACUGGCUGGAAAGCAUAGCUCCUACAAACCAUGCCAAGAUAUGGAGAUGUCUUGAGUAACACAGCAGUGAUCCAGUCUUUCAGAAUAGCUCUCCCCUGUGCAUAGAGUAUACCAAGCAAAUAAUAGUAGAAGUAAUAUAUAGUACAAGCAAAGUGCAUUUUUUGCUCUAUCUGUAAUGCAUUUUUUGUAAUACAGUAUUUUGCUUGGAGUAAAAAGCAAUAUAAAUUACAAAACAGAAGAUAAUCAGGCUGUGGCAGUUGACAGGAAUGCAAAGUUUGACUAUAGUUACUUCUAAACAUUUCAAGUAAUUACUUUUGACAGUUACUGACAGCAAGGAGUUGCUGGAGGUGCAAAUUGUGAUGAUAUUAGUAGCUUUAGCAAUACAUACUUUCACUUCUUUUUGGAAUAAGAAUCCAUGUUUCUUUCUAGAACAUAUUUAACACAUUUUCAGACUUUACCUGACACUGAAUAUAUAGCAGAUUCAAACGUUUUACAAAAAAGGCCAGAUAAAAUACUAAUACAAAAUAUAGCAAACAUGGCAGAUUCUUCAGGAAAUUUCUAUCGCGCCUUUGUCGUGGAAAGCCUUGUUCUUCAAAGGUAAAUUCUAGGUUUGAUGUCAUUUAUUGUGGAUCUCUGGACUGUCCACGGUGACAGUUCUGCAAGAAUAUAGGCAAAUACGAGCUUGGUUAUGUCUUCCCAGCUGCCCGGGAACAUCUCAUCAUGUAGCCACAUUUACUACAGAGCAGAUGACAUCCACUUUGUCACUUUGAAUCUCUUGCCCUUUCAGAAGGUAAGAACAUCACAGUGCAAAACUUUCCUUAGCCAUAUGCAGCCAGCGAUGCUGGCCUGCCUUGCCUUUACAAGCGCAAACUGGUCUCUGGGUUGAAAGUAGCACCAGGCAAGAGCAAUUUUCACUGGCCUGUUCUUGAGCUUCAGCUUUUACUGGUUUGGGAUGGUUAUUUUUUGACUGAGAGGAAGAUUUGUUUCUUAUGCCUAAUAACCAGCAUCACUAUGUUGGUUUUAGAAGCCUUCCUCCCACCCACCCACCUUUUUGUACAUACUGAAGUGUACUAAAUCCAUGUCUUUGAAAUGUGUUUUUCUCUUCAGGUCUGAUUUUUCAGCAUUCCUGCUCUUUCAGUGCUGAGUAGGCGUCCAGCCAUAAAGAGGUAUAUAAAUGAAUUAUAAAAUUGUAUAAAAUAACUGGUGGAGGAGGGUUCUUAUCUAGCUUACCUUUCUUAUAACAUAAAACAAUGGGAGCACUGUAGGAAAAAUGAGAGGGCACAGAUGUGAAACAUGAAAAGAAGUAUAUGCCCCAUUCUAAUCAAUGUAUGCAUUGUCAUAAAGAUUCAAGUAUCAGGACACCAUAUACUCAGUAUUGUUUCAUGUGAGCCUAUACACUUACAUAGGUAACAAACACUUCCAUAGUUACAUUUGAAAGAAUAAAACUAUAGAAGAGUUAGAAAAAAGCUUUGAGGAGCCAUCCAGCUGCCAGUGGUUUGAGUUCAGCAGACUGUUUACCCUAUGACCAGCUUAUCUAUUAGAAAGUAUUUUCCAACCAUAACUAUUCUAUGAUUUUCCACUUUGUUCUGAAAUGUCUAGAGGUGGCUGCAAUCAGAAAUAGCAGCUGAAGCCAGAUGGACCGUUGCUGUGUUUGUUCAAGGACUCUGAUUCUGUUCCCAAAUCACCAUAAAUCCAGAACAGCUACUGAAUUAGAAACUGGAUUUCAAAUUAAGAACUUCUCUACAGUGAGGAUAAAAAAUUCAGAAGCUCCUAAAUGACUUCAGAGUGUAAGUCUAAUUAUCACAAAUAUUUGGAUAUUUACUUAAGGAUCCUAAGAGUCUCUUGGAAGUGAGAAACAACACUUGUCCACAUACCAAGAAUUCAGUGUGUAGGAGAAAACAGUAAGAAUUUGUCAUGUGGUAGCUGUUCCUCAACCGGUCCUUGUAUUUGCACUUGUAAACCAAAGUGUGCAGUUUCACAGGCAGUUUGCACUGGAAGUGCCAACAGAGGAAGUUAAUGCAGGAUAACCAAUGUAUUCUUCAGGCCUUUGUUCUUUGGAUUCCUUUUCCCGACAGGUGAACCGUUAAACUCCUAAAUACUUACGGCACUUAAAAAUAUUAUGUGAGUGUGGUCUACUCCUGUUAACUGCACGGUACAUCCUUUAAUCAACUAACCAGAAAGGAUAUAAAAAUAAGGCAAAGCCAGGUAAUCACUCCUUAAGAAAUGAAGUUCACAUGGUUAUCAGAACUGAGAAAAUGAGAGUUCAGUUCUUGGCUGUUGCACAGCCUUCCUUUGUCACUUUGGGCAGGCACUUCAUUUCUCAGGUCACCAUCUCCUAACUGGAGGUGAUUGUGCUUUCUUUCUCCCUCAUUUUAUCUAUCUUGUCAUUUUAGAUUAUGAACUCUUGUGAGAUGGAGCCAUUUCUUUCUCCAAGUAAUGUCUGGCACUGCAUAGCUGAAAUUGGGAAUUACAUGUCUAGAUGGUAUUAUAAAUAAUUAAUACUUUUUGUCAUGGGAGGAAGCAACUGAAUUCGGUGGAAUUAGUCAAAAUGUAUUUGUUCCACUGUUGCCGAGAUCGGUACCUGACCUGGUAGGUUGCUGUGCCCUAGGGCCUUCUGACAAACCCAGGUGUGCUUUAGCCUCUGAAUGCAUGUAGUGCUGUAAUUUGAUGCUGCCAAAAAGCACUAAAAUGUAAAAAUAGAUCCAGACAGCUCCCCAUUUCAGUAUACCCUCACAAUUCUAUGACUCUCUGAUUUUGCACCAUUCUAAUUCCUCUUUGCUCUACCCUUUAUCUUCUUCCUUUAUCACACAGUGAUGUCCUGCUUUACUCAUCUUUCGGAGCUGCAUUGAAAGCAAACCCAGUGUAAGCUCAGAGUAAAACGGUGGCACUGGUUCUAAUCCCAAUCAUUUGUCUGCUUGUGGACAUUUAUUUGGGAACAAAAUUAUCCUAUUUUGGUUUUAACUAGGUAGAAGUGGAAAUCGGCUGUUUUGAUAGAAAUCCUUUUUAUUCUGGAAUAUGAAUAAAGCCACGUGUGUAAGGAAUAUGAUGUUUAAAUAUGUUUGUCUGCAUUCGCACAAAUUUGUUACUAGGCUAGAUAGAAGUUGCCUCUGUUUGGCAAAGGAUGAUAGAUUUUUAUAGACAUAACCUGGCUGCAAAACAGCAGAGCUGUGUUCACAGGCAGGAAUGAGCUGCAGUUGCAAGCACUGGUGUAAGCCCUCUUUAACCGUUUGUGGAGUGGAGUCAUGCAGGCUACUAGUGGAUGUCUGGCCUUUGAGCUAAUGCAUUUGAUUUCACACUGCAGUGGCUGAGGAGUGUUCACAGGGUAACUCCACUGUAGGACCAGUGUUCAUAAUCACAAGGGAAGUAAAACCACCGGGGAAAUUAGUAUAUUAAGCAGUGCCAAACUUCUGCAAAGUGGGUACAUGUUUAGCCUUCGUUUCUUCCGCCAUGGCUUAUACUGCCCUUGAAUUUGGCCACUUAAUAUUUCAGUUCUAGAUCCUUGAGUUCAACACUGAAGUAGACUGGGGUUUUUUGUAUGUAUGUAUGCAUUUUUCUAAGAGAUUACAUGAGGUGAACUAUAAAGGAAUCUAAGGUUUUUCUAUAUCCCUUGAAUUGUCCAUUUAAAAGCCUUUAAAUACUUUGGUAUUUAACUUCAUGCUCCUUGAUGCUGUCUAGAAGCUUAAUAAAUUCUUGUCUGUUAACAUAAUGAAUAAAGGAAAGUGCUCUUCUGUUACCUCUGUGUACCUACCAUUUAUAGCAGGUCCAAUCAGUAAUGUUACUUAUGGGAUUAUACUGAGCAGGAAGCAGCUGCUGUAUCUCUGGACUGCAGUGGCUUUUCUAAGAAGUUCAUUUAAAAUUCACUUCUGACAAGCGCUGCUGGUGGGUUCAGAGGAGCUGCUGUGCGGUCAUUGUGAGCCACACCACCUCAGGUCGUUUGAGAGCCGUUUUUCAAGGGGUGUUGAAGUCGCUCCCUGAAUGUGCUCACUCUUUGACUCUUUGGCCUUGAAAAGCAGUUAGCAAGGUCUGUGGGAGAAUAAUUAAAGCUGAUCAGUCCUGUCUGUAAUCCAGAGCACUGUCAUUCUGGCAGCAGCUGGUGCUUUGGCUUUGAGUGAAGGAAUCUGUUGUACUUUUCUGUGUUUGCCUUACACAAGUAGGCAAUGUCCCUUUCAGUUAAUUAUUAAGUAAGAUUGUUAAAUUGUGUUAGAAAAUGCAAACCAUUCUUUCAAAACUUGUUGCCUUUAAGUAGAAGCAGUAUUUAUCCUCCAAAAGCUUCCUGAAGUGGUCGUGGCAGCAGCAGAAUUUUAAUGCACCUUCUCUCAUUCAUCAUUUGAAGUCUAAAACAACAAGUGAUGAAUCUUUGAUGAACCUUGUCAAGCUUCCUUCAGAUUGUAAUAGCAGUUUUAUAGGCUUCAAAAGUUCAGAAACAAUUUGUUAUGACUGUAUCUACUUCUUUUCUCUGUCAGCACUCAGCACAGUGCUGAGCACUGAUCCAUCACCGGAUUAGAAAGUCUUGUCCCUGUGUUUCUGGUGUAAACAAAAAGCUAUGUAGCAAACAUUAGAAGGAUGUUUUCCAGAGAAAUCCCAAUAAAAGCUGCCAGACUACAA